AUGGAUCCAUCACUUCCUUCUUUAGCAACAGACACGCGUGAUAGGAUGGAUAACAUACCAGAGCACAUAGUAUGGGAGAUAUUGAGUAGGAUGAAGAAAACAAGCGACAGAAACGCUGUUUCUCUUGUUUGUAAACGGCUUUAUUACAUGGACAAUGCACAGAGGCAUUGCAUAAAGGUUGGGUGUGGAAUGGAUCCUGCAGAUGAAGCUUUGACCUGUCUAUGCGUAAGGUUUCAGAACUUGUCCAAAGUGGAGAUUACAUACUCUGGAUGGAUGUCCAAAUUGGGAAAACAAUUGGAUGACAAGGGCCUUCUCAUUCUUGCAAAUUACUGCCCUCUACUCACUGAUCUCUCCCUCAACUACUGCACAUUUAUCACUGAUGUUGGUCUCCGUUACUUGGCUUCUUCUUCCAAGCUCUCAUCUCUGAGGUUAAAUUUCACUCCAAGGAUCACCGGUUGUGGCAUUCUCUCUCUUGCUGUGGGUUGCAAGAACCUCUCCAGGCUUCACCUUAUCAGAUGCCUUAAUGUGAGCAGUGUGGAGUGGCUUGAAUACCUUGGCAAGCUUGGAACUCUGGAGGAUCUCUCCAUUAAGAAUUGCCGGUCCAUUGGUGAAGGGGACUUGAUUAAGCUUGGACUUGGUUGGCAGAAACUAAGAAGGUUGCAGUUUGAAGUGGAUGCUAAUUACCGAUACAUGAAGGUCUAUGAUCGGUUGUCUGUGGAUAGGUGGCAAAAGCAGCAUGUGCCUUGUGAGAAUAUGCUUGAACUUAGCCUGGUGAAUUGCAUCAUCAGUCCUGGGAGAGGGCUUGCUUGCGUGUUGAGGAAGUGCAAGAACUUGCAGAAAAUUCACCUAGACAUGUGUGUUGGGGUGAGGGACUUCGACAUUAUUUGUUUGUCCCAAAGAUCAAGUGACCUUCAAUCGGUUUCAUUUAGAGUUCCAUCGGAUUUUUCACUUCCCUCAUUGGUGAAUAAUCCAUUGAGAUUGACAGAUGAGAGUCUGAAAUCCUUGGCUCAAAACUGCUCCAAGCUUGAAUCAGUGAGGAUAUCUUUUUCUGAUGGGGAGUUCCCUUCAUCAUCCUCAUUCACGUUGAGUGGAAUACUUUGUUUGAUUCAAAAGUGCCCGGUUCGGCAGCUUGCCCUUGAUCAUGUUUAUUCCUUCAAUGAUGUUGCACUGGAAGCCCUUUGCGCAGCAGAAUAUCUUGAAACUCUUGAACUGGUAAGGUGCCAAGAGAUUAGUGAUGAAGGACUACAGCUUGUGAGCCAGUUUCCCAGAUUGUGUAUCCUGCGGUUAAGCAAGUGUUUGGGGAUCUCUGAUGAUGGAUUAAAGCCACUUGUUGGAUCAUUGAAGUUGGAUUUCUUGGCCAUCGAAGAUUGCCCUCAAAUUUCUGAAAGAGGUGUCCAAGGAGCUGCAAAGUCUGUGUCUUUCAGGCAAGACCUAUCAUGGAUGUACUGA
Messenger RNA from Sphenostylis stenocarpa, 1449 nucleotides. Lineage: Eukaryota; Viridiplantae; Streptophyta; Magnoliopsida; Fabales; Fabaceae. The record is from the annotation of a GenBank genome assembly.